AUGGGUUUACUUAAAUAUUUCUUAAUCACGGCGGUAGCUGCAAUCACUCUGUAUUGUUUUUUUGCAGAACAUCCUCGUUCAAUGGAGCAUAUAGGUAAAGAAAACAAAUGGUAUGGCCCCGGAAAGCCGAAAAACGAUUCGGAAACUAUUGAAAAUUUUCGAAUUAAUUUCCCUGAAAAAUUGCUUGAAGAUUUACUGGCAAGACUAAAAUCGUCACGUGUUUCGCAUACUCCUUUAGAAGAUGCAAAUGAUUUCAGUUAUGGGUUUAAUGCAGCAUAUUUGAAUGAACUCAGAGACUAUUGGAUAGAGGAAUACGACUGGAGGAAAGAAGAAAAGUUCUUGAACACCUUCAAUCAUUUUAAAACAGAGAUUGAAGGACUGAUGAUACAUUUUAUACGUGAAAAGGUUUCUAUCGACCGUUUGCAUCUUUAUGAUAAAGUUGUGCCUUUACUAAUGGUACACGGAUGGCCAGGAAAUAUUUAUGAGUUCCAUAAAAUAAUAUCAUUCUUGACAGACCCGAAAAAAUAUGGAAUAAAAUCAGAAUUUGCUUUUGAAGUUGUUAUACCUUCGAUCCCUGGAUAUGGGUGGUCUGAUUCACCACAGAAGAAAGGCUUUUCUCAAGUUGAAUGUGCACGCGUGUUUUAUAAACUAAUGGAUAAGCUUGGGUUCAAGAAGUUCUACCUACAAGGGGGAGAUUGGGGAUCCGUUGUUACAAGUAACCUCGCUAGGAUGUAUCCUGAUAGCAUAUUUGGUUUGCAUUUAAACAUGGUAUCUGUAUUCCCCGGAACUACCGUUAAAUCAACAAUAUUUGAAAUUUGUGCCUCCCUUUGGCCUAAGCUAAUGCUGUCUUCUACGAACCUUCACAAUCAUAAUUUCAUCUCCAAAUUCCUUUCUUUGAUAGCUGAGAGUGGUUAUAUGCAUAUCCAGGCAACAAAGCCAGAUACUAUCGGCACUGCUUUGAACGAUUCUCCCAUUGGUUUGGCUGCUUACAUACUUGAGAAGUUUUCCACCUGGACAAAUCAAGAUUUUAUGAGCAUGUCCGAUGGAGGACUGACCAAAAAAUUCAAAAAAGAGGAACUAAUUACUAUAAUUAUGAUUUAUUGGAUCAAUGGAAAUAUUGUGAACUCUCAGCGGUUUUAUAAAGAAUAUUUUUCUGAUGCUCGAAAUGUAGAGCUUGCUAAAGUUUUCUUGAACGUUCCUACAGGCCAUUCUUCCGGAUUGAACGAACUUUUUGACAGAACUCCUGUAGAACUCUCAAGAAUGUUCAUGAAUAUCACAUUCUACAACGAAAUUCCGGAUAUGGGUCAUUUUGCAUGUCUGGAGAAACCUAGAGAAAUUGCAGAAGACAUCUUCGCAUUCGUUGAAACUAUCCCUGUUUGA
This is a messenger RNA of Auanema sp. JU1783, 1380 nucleotides long. Lineage: Eukaryota; Metazoa; Nematoda; Chromadorea; Rhabditida; Rhabditidae. The record is from the annotation of a GenBank genome assembly.